Molecule: messenger RNA, 439 nt
Organism: Racocetra persica
Lineage: Eukaryota; Fungi; Glomeromycota; Glomeromycetes; Diversisporales; Gigasporaceae
Source: the annotation of a GenBank genome assembly
AUGCCGGCAUAUCAUUCUCAGUUUAAUGAAAGAACUGAAUAUCGAGUAAUUGGUAACAUGGUCCUGUUACCUAUAAAAACAAAAAUUAGAGGACCUGCAACACCAGCACCACCAUCCGAGGAUGAUAUUAUUGAUGAAGCUUUAGAUCUCUUUCGCGCAAAUUGUUUAUUUCGUAAUUUCGAAAUCAAAGGCGAUGCAGACCGAGUUCUAAUUUAUCUUAUUUUGUUCAUUUCUGAUUGUUUGAACAAACUCGUUAAGAAUCCUUCGUCUAAAGAAGCGAUAAAGAUCUUAAACACUCGCGCAACAGAUAAUUUUGCGCUACCUGGAGACCCAACGUUUCCAUUGAAUGCGUUGUAUGCAUCUCCAGCUAAUAGAAAUGAUGCAGGUCAACUUCGACAGGAGCUAGCCACCAGACUGGUUGAUAGGGUAUAUGUUGAUG